This is a messenger RNA of Myzus persicae (green peach aphid), 4023 nucleotides long. RefSeq lists its product as uncharacterized. Bases 1 to 4023 code for a protein of 1340 amino acids. The record is from RefSeq and is a predicted model, not a curated record. Lineage: Eukaryota; Metazoa; Arthropoda; Insecta; Hemiptera; Aphididae. The transcript has 2 exons.
AUGGGAAGGCCUAAGCGUCAAGAUUCGGACAUUGCUGUUGACAGUAAACGGUCGUUAGUUCGUGCUCGUGCGUCGCGGGAUGCAUCGUUACGGUCGAUUAAAAAAAUAAAUACGUUAGGCGAAGAAGCUAAACUAGAUGUUGAACGUCGCGCAUUAUUUGAGGCUCAUCAUUUGUCAUUGAAACGGUUCGUUGAGCAAUUUGAGUUAGAACAACAAGCAGUAUUAAAUGCUCUUGUUGACUUAAAUAAUGUAGUCGAGUUUGAAAAUGUUAAUGCUGUUGUCACUGAUACUAUGGAGGAUGUUUGUGCAAACAUUCAACUUAUUGCUUCUGGCUUCCAUAGCACUUCUGUUAAUGUGAUUUCAAAUAAUAAUGUUUCUACUGGUGCACGACAGACAGCACAGGCAAUUGUUUUACCGAAAAUUGAAUUGCCAAAAUUUGAUGGUAAUGUCUUGGGUUGGGUAUCAUUUCGGGACAUGUUUCAAUCCCUAGUUCAUGAUAACUCUGAUAUUACGGACAUUCAACGUUACCAUUUUUUAAUUUUAAGUCUGUCCGGUCCAGCGCUUACAGUAGUGAAAGCGAUUCCUUUGACAGCAGACAAUUAUACCAUUGCUUGGAACGCAUUAAAACAAUCAUUUGAAAAUCAACGACUAUUAGCUUCUGCGCACAUUGACAAAUUGUUUUCAUUUGUGCCAUUGAAAAAGGAGUCAUUGUCGUCACUGUCCUCAUUUGUCCAUGUGUUUUCGGAAAAUGUUUCUGCUAUUAAAGCCCUUGGCGUCAAGGAUCUAGCUGGUUUUAUUUUAUUUCAUAUUGGUGCUUGGGUAAUUGAUACAGAGACAAGGAGACUGUUCGAAGCCAGUAUUGAGCAAAAUUCAGUGCCUAAUUUAGAUAUGUUAUUACAAUUUGUCUCGCAGAGAUGCAAAAUUUUAGAAAAUGUCGGAACUUCAGUUGCAACUAACGAUAAACAUGAUAUCACUUUUAAAAAUAGUAGUAAAAAGAACCAAAGUGGGCAUCUUGGUAAGACUUCGUUGUCAGUCUCAUCUACAUCUACAACAUCAAAGUGCUUAUUUUGUCAGCAUGAACAUCAGAUUUAUCGUUGUUUUCUAUUUAAACGCAAGCCAGUUACGGUACGGCGCAAGUUUGUAAGUGAUCAUAGUUUAUGUUUUAUAUGUUUAAAAUCUGGCCAUAGCUUUAGAUCUUGUACUGCUUCCUUUGCUUGUAAAAAAUGUGAAGGUCGUCAUAACACACUGUUACAUCUAGAAAAUGAUGGUACAAAGAAUAAAAGUGAAGUGACACAGAAGGAAGCUUCAGAUAUUCAGGUCUCUACGUCAAAUACAGUUGAAAAUAACUCCAUGUUCGCAGGUACGAUAUCGACACAAGCAACUGUAGUGUUAGGUACUGCUGUUGUUCGUAUACAAGACGACACAGGUGAUACGCAUCAAGUUCGCAUUUUGUUAGAUAGUGGGUCACAGGUGUCGGCCAUUACUGCAGAUUGUGCCACCAGACUUGGUCUUAAACGCAACAAGAGUCAUGUAGAAGUGGUUGGCCUCUCUCAACAGCCGGUGUCCAAGGUAAAGGGUGUUACCCAGUGUGAAUUUUUCCCGCUUCAGUCAGAUCAACCACUAUUUAAGGCAAAUAAUGUUAUUAUAUUGUCCCAAAUUACUGGAUUAAUGCCAACGUGUUCACUUCCUGCUACUGUUCGCACACGAUAUCAACACCUAGUACUUGCUGAUCCAGAAUUUGAUCAUCCUGGCCCCGUGGACAUGUUAAUAGGUGGUGAUUUAUAUCCGAUGAUUCUGCAGCCCAAAGCUGACAUUAUCCAUACGCCUGGAUUGCCCUCAGCAAUGCACACAAAUCUCGGUUGGAUAAUUGUUGGUUCACUAAGGGAUUCUACUUCAUUACCUUUGAUGUCUUUAACUAUUAGUGUAAUACCAGUCAUAAAUGAAACUUUGCAACAAUUCUGGAGGGUGGAAGAACCGACAAUCCCAGUACACUCAACGACAGAAGAUGAACGAUGCGAAGAGUGGUUCGGUAAAACAGUGUCACGGGACACAUCAGGUAGAUUUUGUGUUGCUCUACCUUUUCGAUCUGCAAUAAACUCACAAUUUAAUUUAAAUGAAGACAUGGCUCCGCAGAGUAGUAUUGGUUCCUCUCGUACCAUGGCCUUAAAUCGGUUGUAUAAUAUUGAACGUCGUUUAGCGAAAGAUCCUGAGCUAUAUUCCGCGUAUCGUUCCUUUAUGAAUGAGUAUCUGUCUCUCGGUCACAUGCGCGUAGCGGAUAAACCAGGGAAAUAUUUCAUCCCACAUCACGCUGUAGUCAAACGGGAGAACAGUAACAUGAAAAUUCGAGUAGUCUUUGAUGCGUCGGCCAAGUCGUCAUCUGGCUUUUCACUGAACGAUUGCUUGGCGACCGGUCCAAAAUUACAGAGUGACAUAACGGAUAUACUACUUCGAAGUCGUUUCCACAAGUAUUUGUUCAUCGCCGACAUUGAGAAGAUGUACAGGCAGAUCCGAGUUCAUGAUGCCGAUUGCUUAUAUCAACAUAUAUUCUGGAGAAAUUCCCCCAGUGAUGAAGUCCAAGAAUUUGAAUUAUGUACUGUGACUUAUGGUGUCAACGCAGCCCCGUUCUUGGCGAUUAGAUGUUUACACCAGUUGGACAUGGAAAAUGGGACUGAAUUUCCUCUCGCGCAGAAUUUAUUAGUUACAUCAACAUAUGUGGACGACAUUGUAGCAGGUGCUGACACGGAAGAGGAAGCGGUGGAGCUUCAACGUCAAGUUAUAUCCUUACUACGUAAAGGAGGUUUCAAUCUCAAGAAGUGGGCCAGCAACUGCGAAGCACUAUUAAAGGAUAUAUCUACUGAAGACCGCGCAAUGGACGCACCCUUUGAACUUAAAGACGAUCAGUCAGUGAAAGUGUUAGGAUUGCAUUGGGGUACUACAUCAGAUGUCUUGGGUUAUCAUAUUAAUAUCAAUAAAGUUAAUCCAACCAAACGUUCAAUACUCUCAACAAUAGCUCGUUUAUAUGACCCAGUUGGCGCGUUGGGCCCCGUUGUUUUUUGGGCCAAGUGUAUCAUGCAAGCAUUAUGGAUGCAAAAACUGGACUGGGAUACUUCACCACCGAUGCAUUUAGUUGACAAGUGGAACACAUUUAUUUCUGAAUUUCCCACGCUAGCUCAGAUUACACUAACUCGGCACAUUGACAUCCGAUGUUCGAAACAAGUGGAGCUAAUAGGUUUCGCCGACGCAUCUCAGAAGGGAUACGCGGCAAAUGUUUAUUUACGUGUGGUUGACCAGAGGAAUGUUGUUAAGGUCCAUUUUAUUGCUUGUAAGACCAAGGUUGCCCCAUUAAAAUGCUCGGAUACUGAUCCGUCAUUAACAAUUCCACGGAAUUUUGUCAACAUUGAUCGUAUCCGGGCAUGGACUGACUCCACAAUAGUUUUGAGUUGGCUUCACACUGACCAAAAACAGUUUAAGAUAUUCGUCACAAAUAGAGUCGCCAAAAUCAAGUCAUUAACUCCAGGUUGUGAAUGGGCUCACGUCAGAACUGUGAACAAUCCAGCUGAUCCCGCGUCAAGAGGAUUACUUCCCUCCGAGCUGAUUUCAAACCUUUUACAUUUUCAAGGCCCAGAGUUUUUAUUGCAACCUGAUCAUCUAUGGCCCGUGUCUACUAUCUCCGAGUUAACUUUACCACCGAUCGAUCAACUCCCUGAGACGAAGUGUACAGCAAAUGUUUUACAUACACACGAAGAGGAGAGUGGUGAAUCAAUUAUUCAACGAUUUUCAUCGUUGACAAAAAUGCAACGUGUGUUGGCGUACUGUUUUCGCUUCGCCCGUCGUCAAAAUAGUCCUAGGAUCAACGGACCAAUCAAUCGGAUGGAAUACGACCAUGCACUGAACGCGGCUAUUCUGUGUACGCAAAUGAAAUAUCUGUCGGAUCUACAUAAACAGGUAAAAAAUAAAGGUUCCAUAACUCCGUCAACUACAGCACAAUUAGCUCCUUUCAUCGACGCAUUAGGGAUCAUCUGA